Molecule: messenger RNA, 201 nt
Organism: Trametes versicolor FP-101664 SS1
Lineage: Eukaryota; Fungi; Basidiomycota; Agaricomycetes; Polyporales; Polyporaceae
Exons: 2
Source: RefSeq, a predicted model, not a curated record
AGGACCGAGGCUCAGGAAAAGCUCGAUAAAGCAGUCAAGGAGCACUUUGACGACUUGGCGGAGCGGUGGAAGUCGGAGAUGGAUACAUUGCUUGUCUAUGCCGGUCUCUUCUCUGGCGUUUUGACAGCGUUCAACAUAGAAUCCUACAAGCUCCUCCGACCGGCCCCCAUGGAUGAGACAGUUGCGGCACUUAAGCAGCUU